AAGACGUGCGGAACAGAGUUAAGUCGUGCAGAACCGCAAAGGUGCCUGGAUUUGGCGGGGGAGUAGUGUCAUCAAGCAUCUCGCCUGCUGGGGUCUGAGGGGUACCGCCAAGGUUGGGCCGCGGGGCUGCUCCGUUGUGGUGCUUGGAUUUCUCUCACUUGAUGGCCUCUUGAGUGCAGAGUUGCUCUUGGGUUGGUGGGAGGAGCCUCCGAGCUCUCAUUGCCGUCUGCUCCUGCUUCCACCCCUUGCCACUCUGUGACGAACCUGUUACCCAGCCACUGAAAAGUCACCGACUUAGUUCAGUUCCCUGUGAUCUCAAAACAAUUGUUGCAGCAGGCUCCUGGCAGUCUUAAGCAGUUCAUCUUCUUGGUGUACUGGUUUCCUAUUGUGAUUUUAUCAUGGAAAAUCAAUUGGCUAAAUCAACUGAAGAACGAACAUUUCAGUACCAGGAUUCUCUUCCAUCACUGCCUGUUCCUUCACUUGAAGAAUCAUUAAAAAAAUACCUUGAAUCAGUGAAACCAUUUGCAAAUCAAGAAGAAUAUAAGAAAACUGAAGAAGUAGUUCAAAAAUUUCAAAGUGGGAUUGGAGAAAAAUUGCACCAGAAAUUGCUUGAAAGAGCAAAAGGAAAAAGAAAUUGGCUGGAAGAGUGGUGGCUGAAUGUUGCCUAUCUGGAUGUCCGUAUACCAUCACAAUUGAAUGUCAACUUUGCGGGUCCUGCAGCUCAUUUUGAACACUACUGGCCUCCAAAGGAAGGGACUCAAUUAGAGAGAGGAAGUAUAAUUCUUUGGCAUAACUUGAACUACUGGCAGCUAUUAAGAAAAGAAAAACUGCCUGUUCAUAAAGUUGGAAAUACUCCUCUAGAUAUGAAUCAAUUCCGAAUGCUAUUUUCUACCUGCAAGGUUCCAGGAAUUACUAGAGACUCAAUUAUGAAUUAUUUUAGGACCGAGAGUGAAGGGCGUUCCCCAAACCACAUUGUAGUGCUGUGUCGAGGCCGAGCUUUUGUCUUUGAUGUAAUACAUGAAGGAUGUUUGGUCACCCCGCCAGAGCUUCUCAGACAACUGACAUAUAUCCACAAGAAGUGCCAUAGUGAACCUGAUGGACCUGGGAUUGCAGCAUUGACUAGUGAGGAGCGAACUCGAUGGGCUAAGGCACGGGAAUAUCUGAUUGGUCUUGAUCCAGAGAACUUGGCUUUAUUAGAAAAAAUUCAGAGUAGUUUACUGGUAUAUUCCAUGGAGGAUAGCAGUCCACAUGUAACACCAGAGGAUUAUUCUGAGAUUAUUGCAGCCAUCCUUAUUGGAGAUCCAACAGUACGCUGGGGUGACAAAUCCUAUAACUUGAUUUCCUUUUCUAAUGGAGUAUUUGGCUGUAAUUGUGAUCAUGCUCCUUUUGAUGCAAUGAUUAUGGUGAACAUCAGUUAUUAUGUGGAUGAGAAAAUUUUUCAGAAUGAAGGAAGAUGGAAGGGUUCAGAGAAGGUACGAGAUAUACCACUUCCAGAAGAGCUCAUUUUCACUGUGGAUGAGAAAAUUUUAAAUGACAUCAACCAAGCUAAAGCCCAGUAUCUCAGAGAGGCAUCUGAUCUACAGAUUGCGGCUUAUGCCUUUACAUCUUUUGGCAAAAAGCUAACCAAGAACAAGAUGCUUCACCCGGAUACAUUUAUUCAGCUUGCACUUCAGCUGGCCUAUUACAGACUUCAUGGACACCCUGGUUGUUGCUAUGAAACAGCUAUGACAAGAUAUUUUUAUCAUGGCCGUACAGAGACUGUGCGAUCAUGCACAGUUGAAGCAGUCAGGUGGUGCCAGUCCAUGCAGGAUCCUUCUGUCAGUCUUCAUGAGCGGCAGCAAAAGAUGUUACAAGCUUUUGCAAAGCAUAAUAAAAUGAUGAAAGAUUGUUCAGCUGGAAAAGGAUUUGAUCGUCACCUUUUAGGUCUCUUACUCAUAGCAAAAGAGGAAGGUCUUCCUGUUCCAGAACUCUUUACGGACCCGCUUUUUUCCAAAAGCGGAGGAGGUGGAAAUUUUGUUCUCUCAACAAGUCUGGUUGGCUAUUUACGAGUCCAGGGAGUGGUAGUUCCCAUGGUACACAACGGUUAUGGAUUUUUCUACCAUAUCAGAGAUGACAGGUUUGUUGUGGCCUGUUCAGCCUGGAAAUCCUGUCCCGAGACUGAUGCGGAAAGGCUAGUUCAGCUGACUUUUUGUGCUUUUCAUGAUAUGAUACAGCUGAUGAACUCUACUCAUCUUUAGAGAUGAAUCAUCUAUUAAGCACUUACCAAAACAUAUCAUUAAACUGAGUGCUGGGAAUGAGUUGGUAAUAUGAGAUGGGAAGGAAUGUUGACUUGCUAACAUUCCUUUAACAAGUUAAGAAAACUUGUUAAAUGUAGAAAUUAGUAGAAUCAUGCUCUCUAAAUUUAUUCUGCCAUAGAAGGUAGAAAUAUUUUUAAGCUCCUCUGAUGCAGCAGCAAUGCAAAUUAUGACAUAGUGAAUAUAGAACUAUGCAGUAUUUAAGCCUCAACAAUCCAAAUCUACAAAUUUUAACAAUGCAAGUCUUACUCUAAUUUUUAAGUAUUUUUGUUGAUACUUACAUGGGUUAUAAAUCCUCUCUCUGGACAUCAAUGUAGAGUCCAUCUUUCAAGCACUUUAAUUUUUUUAGCUGCCAAAGGGUAUGAAUUACAUUAUUGUAUGCUAAUUUCCCUGAAAUUAAUGCCUUCUAUGUUCACCACAGGGAUACAAGCCUGUUAUGUUUGAUGGGAAAGACCACUACAAUUUAAUGGUGAUCUAAAAUAACUUUUUUGGGCUGGGUGCAGUGGCUCAUGCCUAUAAUCUUAGCACUUUGGGAGGCCAAGGUAGGAGGACUGCUUGAAGCUAGGAGUUUGAGACCAGCCUGGGCAACAGGGUAAGGUCCUGUCUCUACAAGAUCAAAAAAUUAGCUGGGUAUGGUGGUGCAUGUGUGCCUGUAGUCCAAGCUACUUUGAAGGCUGAGACAAGAGGAUCGGUUGAGCCCAGGAGGUUGUGGCUGCAGUGAGCUGUGAUGGUGCCCUUAUGCUAUAGCCUGGGCAAGAGAGUGAGACCCUGUCUCAAAAAAAAAAAAAUAACUCUUUUGAAGAAACAGACAAAUUAGGUAGUAGUAUGGCAUGUAUACCCUCUAUCACACACACAUAAAACCAUAACAAAAUUCAUUGUGGUGUAUUAUAGUUUUGUGAAUAGAAAAAUAAAGCACUUAUAUUUAAAUUUGUUACAGUGAUUUUUAAAGGAUUAAUGUUGAAUCAGAUUAUCAGAAUUUUCUCCUUCUCGCUGUUCAGUUUUGUAGUUUUUACUCUCAAAAAAUGAAAUUCUCAAAAUUCUAUAGCUUUUUGUUUUAUGUUUCAAUAAAUGAUUCAUUCCUGUUU
Messenger RNA from Pongo pygmaeus (Bornean orangutan), 3379 nucleotides. It is a transcript of the gene CROT, whose product is annotated as carnitine O-octanoyltransferase. Lineage: Eukaryota; Metazoa; Chordata; Mammalia; Primates; Hominidae. The transcript is spliced from 18 exons. Gene Ontology annotation, cellular component: peroxisome. The record is from RefSeq and is a predicted model, not a curated record. Bases 399 to 2237 code for a protein of 612 amino acids. Gene Ontology annotation, molecular function: carnitine O-octanoyltransferase activity.